AUCUCCAGGCAUCCAACCCUCAACCUUCAUCAUAUCAUAUCAAGUUAUCAACCAUUGUUUUAUUUUGUAAUUUCAGAUUUAAAUUUAUAUCUCUCAAAAUGCCACAAAACUCACCGGAUGUCACCUCUUCUGUUAAGCUCAAGUAUGUCAAACUCGGGUACCAGUACCUGGUUAACCGUUUCCUCACAUUCUUACUCGUCCCCGUUAUCGCCACGGUCAUCAGUCAUCUGGUUCGUCGUGGACCAGACGAGCUAAUCACGACCGUCAAGUCGAUCCAAGUCGACGUUGUUCAAAUGCUAUGUUCUGUGUUUAUCAUCGUUUUCAUGUCAACAAUAUACUUCAUGUCAAAACCACGGUCAGUUUACCUUGUGGAUUACACGUGCUACAAGGCUCCGGUCACGUGCCGUGUCCCGUUUUCAACCUUCAUGGAGCACUCUAGGUUGAUCCUCAAGGAUAACCCUAAAAGUGUGGAGUUCCAAAUGAGAAUUCUAGAACGUUCUGGAUUAGGUGAAGAGACGAGUUUGCCCCCCGCGAUUCAUUACAUCCCGCCGAAUCCUACUAUGGAAUCGGCGAGGGGCGAGGCGGAACUUGUGAUAUUUUCCGCCAUCGAUGACCUGUUUGCGAAAACAGGUUUGAAACCCAAGGAUAUUGAUGUUCUUAUAGUUAAUUGUAGCUUGUUCUCCCCAACGCCGUCCUUGUCGGCGAUGGUGGUGAACAAGUACAAGUUAAGGAGUAAUAUCAAGAGUUUUAAUUUGUCGGGUAUGGGGUGUAGUGCCGGAAUAAUCUCUAUCGAUUUAGCUCGAGAUUUGCUUCAAGUUGUUCCGAAUGCGAACGCGUUGGUGGUUAGUACGGAGAUUAUUACUCCGAACUAUUAUAAAGGGAACGAGCGAGCUAUGCUCCUUCCCAACUGUUUGUUCAGGAUGGGCGCGGCUGCAAUUUUGCUGUCGAACAAGCGACGCGAAAAGAGCCGCGCCAAGUACAAAUUGGUCCAUGUCGUCCGAACACACAAAGGUUCGGACGACAGGGCAUAUAAAUGUGUAUAUGAACAAGAAGAUUCGCAAGGACUCGUUGGCAUCAAUUUGUCCAAGGAUCUCAUGGCGAUUGCAGCGGAAGCUCUCAAAUCGAACAUCACAACAAUCGGUCCGUUAGUGUUACCAGCGUCGGAGCAGCUCCUUUUCCUUUUGACUCUCAUCGGUCGGAAAAUCUUCAAUCCAAAGUGGAAACCCUACAUUCCUGACUUUAAGUUAGCGUUCGAGCAUUUCUGCAUACACGCAGGAGGGCGGGCGGUGAUAGACGAGUUGCAGAAGAACCUCCAGUUGUCCGCAGAGCACGUCGAAGCAUCGCGAAUGACGUUGCAUAGGUUUGGUAACACAUCGUCCUCGUCGUUGUGGUACGAGUUGAACUACAUCGAAUCGAAAGGAAGGAUGAAGAAAGGGGAUAGGAUCUGGCAAAUUGCCUUCGGAAGUGGUUUCAAGUGUAACAGCGCGGUGUGGAAGUGUAAUCGAAAUAUUUGUCCGACCAGUGGUCCGUGGGAGGAUUGCAUUGAUCGGUACCCGGUGCACAUCCCCGAGGUCGUGAAGCUGUGAAUAAGGUUUAUAUAUUUUACAAGUUUAGUCUGGUAUUUGAAAUUACCGUCGUGAAGCUCUGAAUAAGGUUUAUAUAUUUGCUCUAAACUUGUAAAAUAUCAUAUUUACAAAAAAAAAAAAAAAAAAUUAGUAUAUAUGAUAUUGUUUUA
This is a messenger RNA of Helianthus annuus (common sunflower), 1735 nucleotides long. Its product is annotated as 3-ketoacyl-CoA synthase 6. The transcript is spliced from 2 exons. NCBI's taxonomy places the organism in Eukaryota, Viridiplantae, Streptophyta, Magnoliopsida, Asterales, Asteraceae. Gene Ontology annotation, molecular function: acyltransferase activity, transferring groups other than amino-acyl groups. The coding region runs from base 99 to 1586 and encodes 495 amino acids. Gene Ontology annotation, biological process: fatty acid biosynthetic process. The record is from RefSeq and is a predicted model, not a curated record. Gene Ontology annotation, cellular component: membrane.